Molecule: messenger RNA, 3223 nt
Organism: Syngnathus acus (greater pipefish)
Lineage: Eukaryota; Metazoa; Chordata; Actinopteri; Syngnathiformes; Syngnathidae
Gene: rcan3
Product: regulator of calcineurin 3
Exons: 5
Coding region: 378-1085 (235 amino acids)
Biological process (GO): calcium-mediated signaling
Cellular component (GO): cytoplasm; nucleus
Molecular function (GO): calcium-dependent protein serine/threonine phosphatase regulator activity; nucleic acid binding
Source: RefSeq, a predicted model, not a curated record
GUGUGUUUCUUUCUAAGUAUUUAAACUACACACCAGCUUAAACAGACACCGGUUGCUGCUCGUUAACUUCUUAGGGGCGGGGCAUUAUUACCAGGUCUGCUCUUUGAUUGGCUACCUUCAAUCUCCGCAGCCAUCUCAAUGGCUGAGCUCUCGUUAAUGCUGUUAGGUUGCGCCGCACUAAUCCCCAUCAUAACAAACAUCGCAUUUGACAGCAAAUUAAAUAUAUUUUGAGGACGAUAAGCAGCAUCACGUUGGCUGCGUCUCCUCAAAUCCUGCGUUAGGGUCCUCCUGACAUGAUUUAUCUUCACAAACGGUAGUCGGGAUAAUUAUUUCAAAUCCUUCCCGCUUGUGUGGCCCACCCACCAAGAAGGCUCAUCAUGCUGCGAGAGAGCUCCAAGGCGUGGAGCAACGGCUCUGAGGCCUACAGCAGCGACCCGGAUGAGGAGGAAGAAGAAGAGGACAUGGUUUUUGGGGAGAACGACCAGGACGUUGUCGGCGAGGAGAUGAUGGACCUGAGCGACCUGCCCACUGCGCUGUUUGCGUGUGGCGUCCAUGAGACGGUGUUCGAAGAUGACGUGGACAGGGAGAGAUUUGAGGCAGCGUUUCGGAUCUACGACAAGCAGGCCACCUUCCAGUUGUUCAAAAGUUUCCGGAGAGUCCGGAUCAACUUCAGCACCCCUGAAGCAGCCGCCCGGGCUCGCAUCGAGCUGCACGAAUCCGAGUUCAACGGCCGCAAACUCAAACUCUACUUUGCCCAGGUCCAAAAUGGCGAGGAGGACAUCGACAAAUCCUACCUGGCUCCCCCGCAGCCCGUCAAACAGUUCCUGAUCUCGCCGCCCGCCUCGCCGCCCGUGGGCUGGAGUCAGAGCGAGGACGCCACGCCGGUCAUCAACUACGACCUGCUCUGCGCAGUGGCCAAGCUGGGACCCGGUGAGAAGUAUGAGCUGCACGCUGGCACGGAGUCCACUCCAAGCGUGGUGGUGCACGUGUGCGAGAGCGAGACAGAAGAUGACGAAGCGGUGAGGCCCAAGCAGGAAAUUGUGCAGACCAGACGUCCCGACGGCCCACCGAAGGUCUUCAACUAGAUCCCGCCACCUGCUCCUACAGGCCGUUGUUGACCUGCAACACAACACGCCCUCUCUCUCUUACUCUCUCUGUCACUCUCUCUCUCUCUCGCCCUCAUCUUUGCACUCACAGAGAGCGCUGCCGCCAUCAUUCCAGCACAAAAACAGACAAACAUUGCUCCAGUUUUUGUGGGCCAGCGGAUGAGGCGGCUCGGUGGGACUGCAAGAGGACAAACACACACAUACACAUGCUCACCACAUUCUUGUGGUAGCGCACCUUUGAUUCCGCCAUGGACACACACACACACACACACACAGACACACACACACACGCUCGUCACGCGCAUCGCUAGUCCAGUUAGCGUGUUAGCCCCCCGCCCACAUACUUCAUUUAGCAAUGACGUGUGUUUUGGGGUUAUUUGCACUUUUUUUUUUGCUCCUUUUUUCCACUCAUGUUCAUAUCAACUCGCAUCAGGAUGCAUGUAUAUACUCGACGGCGUGAAACAAUACUAAUAAAGUGAAUAUUUAAUGUCACACACAUUGCACGGAGCGCCAUACGUGACUAACAAAAAAAAGUUCUGGUGGCUGAAUAUCUCUCCCGGUUUUUUAGUUUAAUUUAACAAUUAGAUGUGUGUUCUUAUUGUGCACUUUUUGCAUGCUUAAGACGCAGACGUUUCGUUUUGUGUUUGCAUGCACAACUCAAAAUGGCGUCAUUCGUCAUUUUCUUCUCCUUCAUUUGACUUUUUCACGCUCCUUCCACGUUGUUGACAUCAUUUUCUAACGUUCGUUCAGGCCGUGAGUCCUUUUUGCAAGGAGAAAUGCGUCCUCCCGCUUUUUUGUCCGGCUUGUACAUAGCGCUUGGUGGUUGUAGACGUUUUUUCUAGUCCAAGAGGGAAAGCUGCCUGAUGAGAUGUCAACCAAAGCAUUCUCACGUAUUUCCUUCAACAAAAGACAAUGACAGUAAAUGCGUACUGUCACUGAAUGCAUAUUUGCCCAUACAACUUAAGCAUUAGCUUUAGCAUCCGUCUUAGCCUUGUAUUGUUAUGUUUUACGGAAUCACGUCUUCUCCGUGUCCGCUAUUUUUGUUGGCUAAUGCUAAUGAUCAGUGACCUGUAUAAGAUUACCGCUAACUGUAUUUUUGGAGGAGCAGUAGAAAGAACAAGUGGCACCGCUAACCAUGUAGUUAGCAACUGAACUGUGGCUAAUGUGGCGUGUGACUCAUGGUUGCCAUUUGUAUUAAUUCCACGAAGCACUGUAAGAGCAGUAAGCAUACACAUACCAUUUUUUCCCCCCCUAAAUUCGGCAUGCUCGUACCCUGAUUCGAAUGUUAACAGCAGCAUCAGUGUGAGCGUACAAGCUAACCCUGUUCAUCUAAAGUUUGCACGUUUGCCAAUAUUCGUGACUCAUACUCCGCAUUUACGGCCCGCAGUCCGUAGGUUGCCCACCCUAUCAUCACAUUUUAGAUGGUCAGAUUGAGCUUUUUAGUAAACGAAAAGAUGCAUGACAGCACUUUAACUCUAUUUUUGUGAGCGUCUCCUUUGCACCAGUUAGGAACUUUUGUUCAUCUGACACCUUAACUGGCCUUGUGGUGCUGUUUUUCUUUUUUUUUUUCCAUCUCCUUGUGUCACAACAUCAUGGCUUAUUUUCCAUUCAUCCUCUAAAAGCAUUCUUAGUCAAGAUGUGUGACAGCAAAACAGAAAGCAGCUCAAAGGCCCAGCGACGUGAUGACUUUUUUGUACUCUUUGUGCUCACAGAUGUGUGUGUACGUGUAUAUUUUUGUACAUAUGCCAAAUUUUUAUGUUGCUGAGGCGCAGUCCCAGCACUUUGCGCACGCUCGCGCUUUGUCACGGCUUCUCUCGGACGAUGUUGACAAUGAAGAAGUGCAAUGAUCAUUUCAGAGACGCAAUAAUUUGUUUGUCACUACGUUAUUGUUUGUUAUUUUAUUUUUUGGGGUUGAAUAUUUUGGCUGAUGUGACUAAUACGUCUUGUACGGUUGGAAUAUCCAGAGAACAAAGUAGCAAAAAUGAGCAAUAAUUUACAGUUGUUAUAAUACCGGUAUGUGUGUUUUCAUGUUCUUUCUCUCUUAACGGUAUCUGCUUCUAUUUGUGUAGUAUUGUUUCACUUAGAGAACAUACAUAAAUACUUCUUCUUAAAAGCCA